Fundulus heteroclitus (mummichog) is the source of this 1516-nucleotide messenger RNA. RefSeq names its product electron transfer flavoprotein subunit beta (gene etfb). The coding region runs from base 90 to 854 and encodes 254 amino acids. The record is from RefSeq and is a predicted model, not a curated record. The transcript has 7 exons. Lineage: Eukaryota; Metazoa; Chordata; Actinopteri; Cyprinodontiformes; Fundulidae. Gene Ontology annotation, cellular component: cytosol. Gene Ontology annotation, molecular function: electron transfer activity.
AAUUCCGACUUUUCCUCCUUGGGUGAAGGUUCACUGCGGUGACUGUGUGUGACGGUGGCAGCCUGUGAUUGUCAAUCGUUUUAUCCACAAUGUCGGGCCGUGUUCUUGUUGGAGUAAAGCGUGUCAUCGACUAUGCCGUUAAGAUUCGGGUGAAGCCAGACAACAGUGGCGUAGUGACGGAUGGCGUGAAGCACUCGAUGAACCCCUUCUGUGAGAUCGCUGUGGAAGAGGCUGUCAAACUGAAGGAGAAGAAGCUCAUUAAGGAGGUCGUGGCUGUCAGCUGUGGGCCACAGCAAUCCCAGGAGACCAUUCGUACUGCUCUUGCCAUGGGAGCGGACCGGGGGAUUCACGUGGAAGUGAGUGGGAAAGAUUAUGAGACCCUAGGACCCUUGCAGGUUUCUAAAAUCCUGGCUGCUUUGGCCAAGAAGGAGGACGCUCAGCUCAUCAUCCUUGGCAAACAGGCCAUAGACGAUGACUGUAAUCAGACUGGUCAGAUGACAGCGGCCUUACUGGACUGGCCUCAGGGUACCUUUGCAUCAGAGGUUUCAAUGGACGGAGCUCAGGUUAAGGUUGUCCGAGAAAUCGACGGUGGGCUGGAAACUAUUAAGAUCAACACACCGGCAGUGCUGACUGCAGACCUCCGACUCAACACCCCUAGAUAUGCCACCCUGCCUAAUAUCAUGAAAGCAAAGAAGAAGAAGAUUGCUAACGUGAAGCCUGCAGACUUGGGUGUGGACCUGACUUCACGGUUGGAGGUUCUGAGGGUUGACGAGCCCCCACAGAGGCAGGCAGGGAUGAAGGUGGAGACAGUUGAAGACCUGGUGGAAAAACUAAGGGAUACUGGAAAGGUAUAGAGGCUCGAGGAGCAAGAGGACAGGAGCACACAACCCAGCAGAGCGCACUCUGAUGAAUGAGGACUGUACUGCAUACACACACCCUCCGAAUGAGUUUACGUAUCAGUCUUGUCCUUUUUUAUUUGCGACUGUUGUUCCUGAGCGUGUGCAGCUGGGUACUAACAGAAGAAGAUAAUUACUGAGACACACUGUCCUUAAGUCAAACGUCCCCAAAAAGAUAUUUUCUUCUUAUGUACAUUUUAGCAUAAAUACAUCUGUAUCAUUUAAUUAUCAAGAAAUGGACUUUAUGCAAUAAAUUAAUGUUAUACAUUGUACUACGCCGAUUGCUACUUGUAAUAACUGUAGAUUCAUCUGAAAGCGGCUUAACAUUAGGUUUUUAUAUCUUGUAAUGUAGCCACACGUGUUCAGAGGUGUAUAUGGUAUUUUGUAAAUAUGGACCCAAACAUGUAGAAAUGAUGUCUUUCAAGAUCAUUCUCAUUGCCGUUGCUAAUCUGUACAGUUAAUGUAUCUGUGACUUGGCUUGGGACUGGCUGGACAGUGUGUCUCAGUAUAUGUAGGGGGAGAUUAUAAUAAAUCAAUAAUUUUACCGUAAGCGCCUCAAUUCUGUUGAUUGUACAGAAAAUCCCCAUGACAAUAAAGCAGCCAGUCUUUUUCAUAUUCAA